Molecule: messenger RNA, 813 nt
Organism: Ascochyta rabiei
Lineage: Eukaryota; Fungi; Ascomycota; Dothideomycetes; Pleosporales; Didymellaceae
Exons: 1
Coding region: 1-813 (270 amino acids)
Source: RefSeq, a predicted model, not a curated record
AUGAAACCCAAUGCCAACAAGAACUUUGUUCGCGAUAGCCACUUCGUCCGCCUAGAUACAGCUCCCAAGGCGACUGAUCCAGCACCGAUCCGUCCAUCAUACAGCGAGGUCCUCACUCCACCAGUUCAAAACAAACCAAAUGCUGCAGCAGUAAGUCACACACGUGCAGCACUGGCAAACAAGAUCAACAAGCGCAAGCCGGUGCUUGUGUCUGGGUCAAAGCCAGCUUCUGAUACUAGCAAAACUUCCCAAGCAGCGAAUGCUGCUAUCAAGCAAAACACAACGACUGCUGAUGAGAGCUUCAGUUCUGUGAAAAGGGUAGCCAUAACAAUUUCCAAGCGGCAGCGCGUCUCUAAAGAGACUAAACCCCCAGAGCGCUCAGCUGAAAGGCUGGGAACGGAGCCAAAUCUUACUAAGAACAUCAGAGAAACCGUAUCCAAGCUUGCAGUCGAGUUCAUCACGGACACACCUGUUGGGACAUCACCGCCAUCCACUAUCUUUCACGAAGCCUUCGCAGUACCUUCUCCCGUCGAUGUAGUCGAUAAGCUUAGUCAAGAUGAUGAGACUGACGCUCCCUACAAGCUAGGAGCUAUUCUGAGCUUUUCGGAAGUAAAUCAGGAUAAGACAGAUGCUGCAGGAAAACCCGUAGCCACGUCUAUCAAGGAUGCUGUAAAUGUCCCUGAGUCUAAACUGGAGACUUGUGGCAUUGCGAAGAAGUUGUCAAGCCCUAUCUUGGAUACAACUGGAAUAUUAGAAGAGAAGAAAGGUGUUCCCGGGAUCGUAAAGAGGGCGUGGAGGUCUAAGAAGGGUUAA